UCUAGCAGGCGGACCACCGCUACACCUGUAGUAUCACUUUCAAGGGCACGUCGCUUGGAUUAAAAAAAAAGAAAAAAGUCAAAUCAAAUCCGUCAAAUAUGACCGAAGCUACUUGGAAACAGAGCGCCGGUGCGACAUAGACGCAUAUGGUUCAGGACAAAAGGGGUCUUGCUCGAAAUUACGAUGCAUCUCACAGCGGUGGUCUUAAUUCUGCUCGUGACACGCAUCGCCAAAGGUUGGGAAUGCAGCGCAGGGUGCAACACAGAAAAUGGGUUUUGUGAGAAGCCAGGGAAGUGCAGGUGCAAACCAGGGUGGCAAGGGGACAACUGCGACCAGUGCGUUCCCUUCCCCGGCUGCCUGCACGGCACAUGUGAGAAAGCCUGGCAGUGUAUCUGCGAGGAGGGCUGGGUGGGCAGCCUGUGUGACAAAGAUACUCGGCUGUGCUCAUCCAGGCCUUGUGCUGGUAAUGCCACCUGCAUAGAGACGGGAGAGGGGGGAUACCUAUGCAUCUGUCCCCAUGGCUACGCUGGUGAAAACUGCCACCUGAAGAGAGGAGUCUGUCUCACAAACGGCUCUCCUUGUCAGAACGGAGGCACAUGUACAGAUACGGAUGGCUCAGCAGCUGAUUCUUCCUGUCUAUGUCCCCCUGGGUUUUCUGGAGACUUCUGUGAAAUCAGUGUUGACAGCUGCAAACCUAACCCCUGUCUAAACGGUGGCAACUGUACAAACCACGGCCUGGCCUUCACGUGUAUCUGUCCGCACGGUUUCACUGGUUUCACUUGUAAUGACACCGCCAGCCUCUCUCCCUGUGCAGGCAGGCCAUGCGCCACUGGGGGCACGUGUGUCGGUCAACCUGAUGGCACGUUCAGGUGUGUUUGCCAGAAAUGGUUUACAGGUCCCACAUGUUCGCAGCAGCAGCACAGACCGAAGGCCAGGUCCAAACCAGUCGGUGCCAGACCUGUGGAACACAGAGUUUUCGCGCUGAGCCCACAGCACUACUCCCUCCCUGCUCACGCCUUCCACAAGCUCCUCAGACCGCCUGAGAGAGACCUGCUCAAGAUCACCCUGAAGGAGACAGUCCACUCCCCCGGUGUCCUGGUCAGCCACGGUCAGCUCAUCUGCUUCGGCAUGCUGGCCCUGUUAACCUGCCUGGUCAUCCUGGGCACUACAGGCAUUGUGUUUUUUGGCCGGUGUGAGACGUGGCUGGCUAACGCAAAGUACAGCCAGCUUGUUCGGCAGCAAAGGGAACACCUGCUCAAAGAGGCAGGAAGCGCGAGCCAGGAGGAGCCGGAGCAUUCAGUAAACAUCAUUCUGCCGGAGAAGAUUAGACUCACCAGCUUUGGGAGACACUACACCUCCAUCUGAUUAAAUCGUCUCUCCCUCUUUCCCCUCUCCCUCUGGAAGGAGUUUAAUUAUAUGAAUGUCUAAAAAUAGCGAUGAAUAAAAUACUAUGACUGUUGUACAGUUGUGUUUAUACAGUGAGAGAUACUGGACAACCUUAAAAUAUAUGUGAAUGUAUAGUCUACUGGAUUAAGUGGACAAAUAUGACACUGAAUUGUAAAUGUACUUUUAUGAUUUCAUGACAUGCAUACAAUUAUAAACCAAAUAGCACCUUGAUGGCUGGUAAAAAGAUGUCAUUGUGUAGUGUUUCCUAAGCUCAUUUCUGACUUUAAAAUGCUCUGUUAUGAGUUUAUUUGGAAUACAGUAAUGGGUUUUAAUAUUAGAAAAUGAGAUAUUAAGUUUAUUAAUGAUAGCCG
This is a messenger RNA of Thunnus maccoyii (southern bluefin tuna), 1757 nucleotides long. RefSeq names its product protein delta homolog 1. NCBI's taxonomy places the organism in Eukaryota, Metazoa, Chordata, Actinopteri, Scombriformes, Scombridae. Gene Ontology annotation, cellular component: protein-containing complex; plasma membrane. The coding region runs from base 184 to 1365 and encodes 393 amino acids. Gene Ontology annotation, biological process: establishment or maintenance of epithelial cell apical/basal polarity; heterophilic cell-cell adhesion. The transcript is spliced from 7 exons. Gene Ontology annotation, molecular function: calcium ion binding. The record is from RefSeq and is a predicted model, not a curated record.